GUUUUGUUGAAGCGGGACUGAGUCAAACAAGCCUGUGGAGGCACUUUCAGCAGUUCGGUAAAAUUUGAUCCGCUUCAUCCCCGGCGCAGCUGAUGCUCCGACUUGCCCGGUAAAAUACGAAGCUGCCGAAGCCGCACUGAAAAACGGGCCAACGGAACCUAGUUUUCCAUACAUUGGACUAAAAUGCAUGUAUUUAAGGCAGAGCCCUACGCGGAACCGGAGGCAGCAUCAUACAAUGGCAGGCUUGGUGCGAUAAAAGAUUUAAACAGACAACGCGUUCGUCGGGCUCCUGUUAACACCCGGUUGGGAUCUACCGGACCCAAGGGCUUGCCAUUUAAACAAACCAUGGCUGAAGACGAUCGUAUUUCGAAGGCUCUGGUGGAGCUAGAAGCGGUGGCACGCACUCCUGCGACGACUGCCGAAGAGCGCUACCGCGUGCUGGAAACAAAGGAUCGCUACCUGCGCCUCACAAAUCAGCGCACAACGGACAUAAAGGAGGCGAAGAACAUUGUGGGCACAUGCCCUGACAAGUGCCCGGAAAAGGAGCGGUACAUGCGCGAGUGGAAGGGAAUGAUUCCAUCGUUCGAAAAGCUGGGUCAAGGGAUGCUGAUCAAUCAUGAAAAGGCGAUCAAACAAUUUUCCCGCAGCUCUGCCGACCAAGAGCUACCACUGCCACACGAGCUACGCACGGAACAAGCGCUAGGGCGCACCAUGCGCUUCUUGCUCGUACAUCUGGCCGAUGAGUGUACGGCCUCUAACGUGAGUGAUUGGUUUCACUACAUUUGGGAUCGUACGCGCGGCAUUCGAAAGGAUAUUACUCAGCAGGACCUUUGCACACUGGGCGUAAUUGAAUUGAUGGAACAGUGCACGCGGUUUCACAUUCACUGUGCCGCCCGGCUCGUCACGGAAGACCCUUCGGUGUUCGAUCAGAAGAUCAACACCGAAAACAUGACCAAGUGCUUGCAAACGCUUAAGUACAUGUACGCCGAUAUGGCCGAGCAAGGCAAGCAAUGUCCACGGGAAGCGGAAUUCCAAGCCUAUAUGAUACUUUUGAACUUGAAUAACGGAAAUUUCUGUUCGGAUCUACACAAAUACGUAGCGCAUGGAAUAAUGGAGUCACCGGAAGUGAAGUUUGCGAUGAACGUGUUCUUUGCGCUGGAUCAAAACAAUUACAGGAAGUUUUUCCGGCUUGUUCGUGGUGCGGACUAUAUGAAUGCCUGCCUGCUGAUUCGUUACUUCACCCAAAUACGCCUGAAGGCGAUCGAGUGCUUGCGGAAGAGCUAUGCCGUGCGUACUAUGGCUAGCUUUCCCUUCGACUAUCUGGUGGAAAUGUUGGCAUUCGAAAGCGAAGACGAGAUGGUUUCGUUUUGCGAGCAUUACGGCAACAUGUGCAACCGCGAGAAACGGUUGGUGAUGUUUGAAAGCAAACACAACUAUCAACCGGAAGUGCCAUAUCCUGGGCGCCGAGAGCUGAAGCUGGUGGAGAGUAAGCUAGUUACCUCGAUUGGAGACGCAAUUUGCGGAGAACCACUGGCCAAGUGGAUCGUGAAGUAUCCUGACCAGCCAGUGCACGAUAGUUUCGACGAAGAUGGAUAUCUACGAAUGGAAUUUUUGUUCAACGACGAAUUCGAAGAGAAGGAGGAAGAAGAAAACGAAGAGAACGAUGAUUCCGUUGAUAACAUAGAUCCUGCGGCUACGACGGACGACGAAGAGGAAAUUUACGAAGAAGAGGAGAUGAACGACGAAGAGGAAAUGAACGAAGAGGAGAUAAUCGAAGAAGAGGAGAUGAUCGAAGAGGAGGAAAUGAUCGAUGAAGCGGAAGAGGAAGGCAUAAUGUCGGAAGAGCCAGAUGUUGACCUGCCCCAAGUGCCUGUGCCAGCCGAGGCAAUUGUUUCUGUAGCCGCGGUAGAAGAAACUGAUUCUAACACUCAACCAUCAGCUUUGAAAGAUGAUGGUCCACACUCAGUGAACGAUUCCAGCGACAGCUAUAGUGCAGUAACGAAACUCUACGAAAGUCCCCCACCAGAUGUUUCCAUAACCACGGCCGGUCGAAAACGUACGUUCUUCGGUGCAACGAAAUCCCCAGAGCAAAAGGUAGAGCUGCCUGUGUCAAAAGUGCCCCUGUUCCCGUGGCAGCAAGUAGAAAAGAAACAGCAACCUUCGCAACAAGAAAUUCAACAGCAGCAGCAACCUCACAAGCAAGAAUUUUUGUCAAACAAACCACAGAUAGAGCCAAAAGUAGGACAUCAGGAACCACAACAAAAGAUACUGCAAGAGCUGAAGGAACUACAGCAGCGCAGUGCGCAACAACAGCCACCCGCACCACAGCCAGUAGUGGAACAACCACAACAGGCACUGCAUCACAAAGAACAACCAAAACCUCAGGAAUGGCAGGAGUUGCAGCAACAAUCAGCAAAAAAACGCCUGCUGCAAUCCCAUGUUCCGGAAUGGAUUUCUCAGCCUAAAAAACUGCCAUUGCAACUACCUAUUCCGGAAGUGCCCUUGAAAAUCCCACAAAGCGUACCGACCGUACAUUCCCCUUUAGAGAAAGUAUCUGCAUAUCAAUUCCCUUCAACUGUAAAACCGUCUGCAGAAAAUGAACAGCUUCCGUUGCUAAGUACCAGCCAGAAAUCUCGACCGAUCAGUUUGAUACAACAACGGCGCGUUGAUAGAGAGCCGACGAACAGCAGUUUGCUUAAGGGACAGCGUACACCGGAACCGGUUGAGAAGCCUACUCCAGUAGUACCAGUAGACACCAAGCGCACAACCGUAAAACCGAAACCGGUCAAGGAACCGGAUAAUACGGCACGUAUAGAGGAGCAGCGACGUAAAGCAGCGGCGCGGGUAGGUCAGCUAUCGAGGAAAUAUUUUUGGCACUGGAAAAAUUUCACUAACAAGUCACGCAAGCUACGCCAUUUGAUGUCAUCCGUGCCGGUUCCUAAAAUGAUCAAUUCAGCCGAUCUGCUUCAAUUUGAUCGUAUUCAACAAUCGUUAGCGGUUCAUCGAAAAUUCAACCCGGCAAAAUACCCGCUCAGUACCAUAAACCAGCCCCAAAAGACGAUCGAUCCGCUUGCCAUUUUAGAGCAGACGACUGGCAAAGAAACCACUGGCUGGCCACACUAUUGGAAGGUGAUGGUGUCACUACCGACCGGUCACGACGAACCUCCGGCAGCAUUCGCUGACUUUGCCAUUCGUUGGCUGAGGGAAAGCCUCUCGAAUGUGACCGAGGAACGUGCGAUGGCGGCCGGUAGGCAUUGGUUUCUAGCGACCGGCAAAACGGGUCAACCAUUCGAACCUCCCCGAGCGGCAGUGUGUCUUCGAGUGGCGCGUGGCAAAUGCUUCCAGCAGGUGAAUGGUCCCCAGAAUCGCGCCAACGGAGUGGUUUUCUUGGUGCAACAGAAUGGCAUCGCAUCUUUUGGUCAGCGCCUUCGAGCCCUUCUUGAAAGCCCAGCUUACAAGCAUCCUCCGCUCGGCACAAACCCUCCACCGAUUGCGAUCAUUGUGCAUUGUGGGUCUAAGGACAAACCUGGCAUGGACUGUGGGCAACAAUUACGCGGUUUUAUUGGUGAUCACGAUACACCGCCCUGUUGGAAAGUAUUCACCUGGCACGAUGGUACCAGGCUGCAGACCACUGAACCGUUAAACCUUGCUCUGCACUAUUUGGCCGACCAUUACUGCAAAGAACGGCAACGCAUAUACUCGGAAGGAAAUUACAUACAGAUGGAAGACACGUGGGACUUUCUGAUGCGCUGCAUCGGUGACGAAUUGUGGAUCCGACGUGGAGCAAGCAUGCAUCUGAACGUAAUGGCAAACGCGAGAGUGCCACAAUCGUCGGAUGCAGCGGAUCUGAUCGUUGACGAGUAUAAUGAAACGCUCGACAAACUGAGCGCACUGGUCCACCACAAUUUGUAUGAAUCGUACCAGGUUGGAGAAGAAUUUUAUACGCUCCAUUGUCUAUCCUCUGACGAAAAGGCCAGCCUGCGUCCGAUGCAUCCCCUGCCCGAACCGCUACACUUUCCGCGAGAUUGGCGCAAUCAUCAGGGCCGCGUAAUGCUAACGACGCUGUUCAACAUGGUGAGAUUGUUGAAGUUACCGAGUACUCUGAAGCAACGGUUAGCCCGCACAAAGCACCUGAAAACACCCAACAUGCAGGCGGUUAUGAAAGCGCUGGAAUCGUCGUUCAUCGACUAUCUGAAUCAGUACGAGGCGUUCCGGGUACAGCGUCCGGCAUCGCGUGCUGCACUGUUCCAAAAGCUGUGGAGUAUCUUCAGCAUCAAGUGGCCAUGUCCUUGCGCGUGGGGUUAUCUACUGUCGGAUAUUGCUGGCACAUUAUUGCAGCUCUCGUGGCAGCUAGUGCUACGCGACGAAAACCUUCACUCUCGAAAUCCUCUGAAAGUGUUUUACGUACGCCGGGAUGUAGAAGCUUUCCUGCGAGUGUACUCGUUCGGUGAGCGUCCUGUGCACUCAUGCGACGGCAUUCUCCAAAAUAGUGUACCCCAAACCGUGACUCCAACCGUCACUACUACUGUUACUGAUCGUCACUCAGCAGAGGUUGCGCAAAGUAAGCAACAGGUAGCGUUCCGAAAACUUAUGGAUGAGGUAGGAGAAUUGCGACAGCAAUACCUCCAGAAAGCGUAUCCCAAUAUCUAUAAGGAAAAUGAAGAAAACUGGAAUGAUACUAGCGAUGAACAGUCCGAUCAGUUUACGAGUAGGAAACGGCGCCGUCUUAGCGCCGAGGAUUGUGAUGCCGAAAGUGAUGGUGAUAGUGUGAAUGAUUCGCAGCAAAACCUUCUUGAGGAGCCACCAAAAACCGUAAAAAUCAAGGAUAGGUGGUUGGGCACGAUUGCUGAAGGUUUGUUCAAGGAUGAGUUAACAGAAGAAGAAUGGCAGGAGAGACGACGAUGCGCCGAGAGGCAUUACAAUGCUCUGACCAAGCAAUCUCUCUGUAGAUCACCGAAAGCGAGCAACCAGUAAA
This is a messenger RNA of Anopheles aquasalis, 4975 nucleotides long. RefSeq names its product RRM_XMAS2 and SAC3_GANP domain-containing protein xmas (gene xmas). The record is from RefSeq and is a predicted model, not a curated record. Gene Ontology annotation, biological process: mRNA export from nucleus. NCBI's taxonomy places the organism in Eukaryota, Metazoa, Arthropoda, Insecta, Diptera, Culicidae. Gene Ontology annotation, cellular component: cytoplasm; nucleus; transcription export complex 2.